Messenger RNA from Coregonus sp. 'balchen', 7787 nucleotides. Lineage: Eukaryota; Metazoa; Chordata; Actinopteri; Salmoniformes; Salmonidae. The record is from the annotation of a GenBank genome assembly.
GUGAUAUCCAGUAACAGAUCACACAUCGUCAAACUACCAGCUACCAGAGUGAGUUUUAUACAUAAUUCAAAUGCUUUUGUUUGGCCGUAGAGGAGAUUAGAUAGAACUAGAGUUACUGCAAAACGACAUAUAAAAAAAAAAUCAACCCCAGAUGAUAAUAUCUCUAUAUUUAUGGUUAUUAAGUCUGUCUUAACCUUAAUCUCCCUAGACUUGAUGUAAUAUCUCUCUGAUGGUAUUUUCUCGUCCGGCAUUCAGUCUUUUCUGGGUGUUCCUGUGAAGUCAUAAGACAGGUUGAUUUAUAGAGUUGUGAAGAACGGAGAGAACAGGAGAGGAGAGGAGUUAAUGUGUGACGUCCCAAAGGGCAUCCUAGUCCCUAUAUAUCCCUACGUAGUGCGCUACUUUUGACCUGCACUACAUAGGGAAAAGAUUGCCAAUUGGGACACCUCCAAUAAAGCCGUGUGUCUCUCUGUCACGAAUGCAGCAACUGAGGUUCAUGCACACGCCACACCAGUUUCUUCUGCUCAGCAGUCCUCCUGCCAAAGAGUCCAACUUCCGAGCUGCCAAGACCCUCUUUGGGAGUACCUUCGCUUUCCAGUAUGUACAUAUCAUAUAUAUAUAUGAAAGCUAAAUAUAGAAGAAAGCUAAAUAUAGAUAUGUGUUUUUGGUUGUUGAGUCAAUUAGACCAUGCUCAUUUCAAGUUUAACUUUUUUUUAAAAAUAAAAAUCAGAAUAUGUUGGCAUGUUAGCUGGCCUUCCAUUGUAUCGUACACAUCCAUGUGCUUUCUCGUGAUGUGCACUCAAUGUUUGAACUACUUUCAUCUUACACUUGUUUUAAGUACUUCAAUCUUACACAGUAUGUUUCAGAACAUGUUUUUAAAAUGACUGCUAUUUUGCGUGGGGAGAAUGACUUUAAUUUGAUUAAUACAGUAGAUGUGUAUUGGAUAGUUAAUGGCCUUUUCCCUGUUCAGUGGUUCUCACAUAGAGAAUUGGCACUCCAUUUUGAGGAACGGUUUGGUGGUUGCAUCCAACACAAGACUUCAGGUAAAAAAAAAAAAAACAUCCAAGAAUUGUUUAUAAUAUGCCUUUUUAAAAGCACAAUCUGUGAUUUCAACUGCCUGACCAAGAGACUACUUUGUAUGGUAAACUGUAGGCUGGGUCUGAGUAAAUGUAACCCUUACGUCUCAAAGGAUACACUUUGCUUAUCAAGACCUUAACGCAAACAGUAGUCACUAGGGCUGUGAUGAUACCAGUAUCGCAAAAAAUGAAAACACAAAAGCAGAACGAACUCUUUGGUCCUUUUAAAAAAAACCUGCUGUAUGUAAUAUGUGUGCUACAGCUUGGAAAAUAAAUACAUGUGACUCUGGAUGACAACAUGUUUGUUUCCAAAUUAAGGGUUAAAGAAGUUACAUCUGCUUCGUGUUUUGUCGCGAUACUGGUACCGUCCCAGCCCUGACUGUUACCGUAUAUAUAUAUAUAUAUUGCAUGUCACGCCUACAGACUUCUAAUACACCUCUAAUAGUUUGGUUGUCUGUCGGCAGCUCCACGGCGCCAUCUAUGGGAGUGGAAUCUAUAUCAGCCCAAUGUCAAGCAUAUCCUUUGGUUACUCAGGUACCCAGAAAACCUAUCUACAGGAACUUUGUAAUUCAUUUUAAAGGUAGACUCAGCUAAAUGACGUUGCCACGAGCAGCACCGCAGAUAUUGCGAUGAGCGAGACGCAAGACUUCGCUGUUACACACACAGUAUCUGUGGUUCACGGGUUCGCUUCCCGCUGUUACAACGUGGUAGCCAGGGCACCAAAACAGCGGAGAAGUUUAGACUCGCGCUUCAAGGCUUAGUUUUGCGGAAAUUGACCCACUAUGCUGUUUACUUUGUGCGUCUACGUCAUAUUGCUGAGCCUUUUUAAUAUGUGGAAUGAAUUACAAAUUGUGUGACUGAGUCUGUUGUUCUACCGGAGUAAGUAAAGCUACAAUGUACCAGUUGAACUCUGCAGUAUGUGAACCGAGAGACUGUGGCCGACAUGUUCUGUCUGCACAAUAAAUUCAGGUAGAUGCUGCCAUAUUAAAACUCGUUUUGGAUUCAUUACUCUCAUGUUUUUUGAAAAUGUGCCUGUUCUGCAGACUGACAGAGCAGUGCCUGUUCUGAAUACUGACAGAGCAGUGCCUGUUCUGAAUACUGACAGAGCAGUGCCUGUUCUGAAUACUGACAGAGCAGUGCCUGUUCUGAAUACUGACAGAGCAGUGCCUGUUCUGAAUACUGACAGAGCAGUGCCUGUUCUGAAUACUGACAGAGCAGUGCCUGUUCUGCAGGCUGACAGAGCAGUGCCUGUUCUGAAUACUGACAGAGCAGUGCCUGUUCUGAAUACUGACAGAGCAGUGCCUGUUCUGAUUGUUAUUAUAACAUCUCUCCAUUUAGGGAUGAACAAAAAGCAGCAGAAAGUUGCUUCGAAGGACGAAACUGCUACAAACAAGACCAACUUACAUUUGCAGGUGAUCAUAAUGACAUUUCUCCAAACUUCUGUAAGGUGUUAACUGGUGUAAACUGGGGAUAUGAACGUUGUGUUCACUAGAGUUGUGUCCUUUUGCAGUCAACAAAGAAAGGACAGCAGCCCCAGUUUUUGCAAAGUCGGAACCUGAAGUGCAUAGCCUUAUGUGAAGGUACGUAUAUGCUCUGGGCUGGAACAACCAUGGAGACAUUAACUGAUAACACGAACAGGGCCUUCAGAAAGUAUUCACACCCCCUGGACUUUUUACACAUUUUGUUGUUACAGCCUGAAUUUAAAAUGGAUAACAUUUAGGGUUCUGUCUCUGGCCUACACACAAUACCCCAUAAUGUCAAAGUUUGAAUUAGGUUUUUGAAAUGUGUCUAAAUUUUAAUACAAAAUUAAAAGCUGAAACAUCUUGUGUCAAUAAGUAUUCAACCCCUUUUGUUAUGGCAAGCCUAAAUAAGUUCAGGAGUAGAAAUGGGUUUAACAAGUCACAUAAUAAGUUGCAUGGUCUCACUCUGUGUGCAAUAAUAGUGUUUAACAUGAUUUGUGAAUGAAUACCUCAUCUCUGUACCACCCACAUUCAAUUAUCUGUAAGGUCCUGCAGUCACGCAGUGGAUUUCAAACACUGAUUCAACUACAAAGACCAGGGUUAGGGUUAGGGGUAGAUUGGUAAAAAUAAAAGCAUGAUGAAGUUAUUAAUUACACUUUGGAUGGUGUAUCAAUACACCCAGUCACUACAAAGAUACAGGUGCCCUUCCUAACUCAGUUGCCGGAGAGGAAGGAAACCGAUCAGGGAUUUCAGGCUGAGGCCAAUGGUGACUUUAAAACAGUUAGAGAGUUUAAUGGCUGUGAUAGGAGAACACUGAGGAUGGAGAAACAACAUUGUAGUUACUCAACAAUACUAACCUAAAUGACAGAGUGAAAAGGAAGCAUUUACAGAAUAAAAAUAUUCUAAAACAUGCAUCCUGUUUGCAACAAGGCACUAAAGUAAUACUGCAAAAAAUGUGGCAAAGCAAUAAACUUUUUGUCCUGAAUAUAAAGUGUUAUGUUUGGGGGAAAUCAAAUCCAACACAUUACUGUAUACCACUCUCCAUAUUUUCAAGCAGUGGUGGCUGCAUCAUGUUAUGGGUAUGCUUGUAAUCGUUAAGGACUGGGGAGUUUUUCAGGAUAAAAAAGAAACUGGAUGGCGCUAAAACACAGGCAAAAUCCUAGAGGAAAACCUGGUUCAAGCUGAUUUCCACCAGACACUGGGAUAUGAAUUCACCUUUCAGCUGAACACAUGGCCAAAUAUACACUGGAGUUGCUUACCAAGAAGAAAGUGAAUGUUCCUGAGUGGCCAAGUUACAAUUUGGACUUAAAUCUACUUGAAAAUCUAUGGCAAGACCUGAAAAUGGUUGUCUAGCAAUGAUCAACAACCAAUUUGACAGAACUUGAAGAAUUUUGAAAAUAAUUAUGGGCAAAUAUCUUACAAUCCAGGUGUGGAAAGCUCUUAGAGACUUACCCAGAAAGACUCACAGCUGUAAUCACUGCCAAAGGUGCUUCUACAAAGUAUUGACUCAGGGGUAUGAAUACUUAUGUAAAUGAGAUAUUUAUUUCUUUAAUUUGUAACACAUUUGCAAACAUUUUUAAAAACAUGUUUUCACUUUGUCAUUGUGUGUGUAGAUGAGUGAGGGGAAACACAUCGAUUUAAUACAUUUUGAAUUCAGGCUGUAACACAACAAAAUGUGGAAUAGGUGGCUACACUUUCUGAAGCCACUGUAUGUAAACGCUGUUAAUAUAUGUGUAUGUAAACGCUGUUAAUAUAUGUGUAUUUAAACGCUGUUAAUAUAUGUGUAUGUAAACGCUGUUAAUAUAUGUGUAUGUAAACGCUGUUAAUAUAUGUGUAUGUAAACUCUGUUAAUAUAUGUGUAUGUAAACGCUGUUAAUAUAUGUGUAUGUAAACUCUGUUAAUAUAUGUGUAUGUAAACGCUGUUAAUAUAUGUGUAUGUAAACGCUGUUAAUAUAUGUGUAUGUAAACUCGGUUAAUAUAUGUGUAUGUAAACUCUGUUAAUAUAUGCGUAUGUAAACUCUGUUAAUAUAUGUGUAUGUGAAGUUUAUUUCCAAAAUGCUAUAUCCACCAAUUUUUCACAUUUGUUUUUUUAUCAGAAAUUAUUGCUUAUGGGUACGUGUGUGUGUGUGUGCAGUAUUGUUAUUCUCAGAUAUUUUUAUUCAUAGAUUUCAAAUAUGUAUUCAAAUGUAUUUUUUCACAAAACGCUACAGAUGUAUGUAGGAUCUUAAUUUGAGCCAGUUUAACUACAUCAGGAAAAUAAUCCUACAGCAACAGGAAAUGUGAAUUAUGUGGAUUAUAAUUAAUUCUCAGCAACAAAAGUGAUCAAAUUAAGAUCCUACAUCUGUAUAGAUCCAUUGUUUAGCUGGAAUGGAAUGUUCGUUUCCUGUAUAAUUGACUGUGACAUGUGGUUAUCUUAAGAUGAAUGCACAAACUGUAAAUAACUCAGGAUAAACGCUUCUGCUAAAUGACAAAUGUCAAGUGUUUUGCAUGCAGAUCUCAAUACUGUGUUGAAUAAUUUUUUUAAAUAUGUCACAAAUGUAUAAUUGGUACAGUUCUUUUAUUAAAAAGCUAGCUAUUUGAUCCAUUUGACUGUGUAAAACCUAGCAGUACUACUAAUUUCUCUGAGAGUGAGGCGGAUAUAGUGUUUAGAAUUUCGCAAAAACAACAUGAUCAUUUGUGUCUCUGAAAUGAAACCAAGUGAUAGAUUUUAAACAAACACGUCUGUCAUUGAACAACACCAUGCCAUGAUUAGAUAGUGAAAAAAACACACCGAUGUUAUUAAUAAUUUCUUUAAAAACAAUAAAUGCUCAUUUACUAACAUUUCUGAAAAUGGAUAUAUAGUGUUUUGGAAAAUAAACUCUUUAUGUCCUCUUCCAGUAAUCACAUCCCCUGAUCUGCACAAACAUGGAGACAUCUGGGUCGUUCCCAAUACCGACCACGUCUGUACACGCUUCUUCUUUGUGUAAGUAGGACUAAACAGUAUCCCUUACAGUAGUUAUUGGACGGUAUGCCCUUUAUUGGGCAUCCCUUACAGUGGUCUCCAAUUCAUCAAAGCAGACUAGGGGUUAAGGUAGCAGACUAGGGGUUAAGGUAGAAGACUAGGGGUUAAGGUAGCAGACUAGGGGUUAAGGUAGCAGACUAGGGGUUAAGGUAGCAGACUAGGGGUUAAGGUAGCAGACUAGGGGUUAAGGUAGCAGACUAGGGGUUAAGGUAGCAGACUAGGGGUUAAGGUAGCAGACUAGGGGUUAAGGUAGAAGACUAGGGGUUAAGGUAGCAGACUAGGGGUUAAGGUAGCAUCCUAGGGGUUAAGGUAGCAUCCUAGGGGUUAAGGUAGCAGACUAGGGGUUAAGGUUAGCAGACUAGGGGUUAAGGUAGCAGACUAGGGUUAAGGUAGCAGGACUAGGGGUUAAGGUAGCAGACUAGGGGUUAAGGUAGCAGAUAAGGGUUAAGGUAGCAGACUAGGGGUUAAGGUAGCAGACUAAGGGGUUAAGGUAGCAGACUAGGGGUUAAGGUAGCAGACUAGGGGUUUAAGGUAGCAGAACUAGGGUAGGGGUUUAAGGUAGCAGACUAAGGGGUUAAGGUAGCAGACUAGGGGUUAAGGUAGCAGGACUAGGGGUUAAGGUAGCAGACUAGGGGUUUAAGGUAGCAGACUAAGGGGUUAAGGUAGCAGACUAGGGGUUAAGGUAGCAGACUAGGGGUGAAGGUAGCAGACUAAGGGGUUAAGGUAGCAGACUAAGGGGUUAAGGUAGCAGGGACUAGGGGUUAAGGUAGCCAGACUAAGGGGUUAAGUAGCAGACUAAGGGGUUAAGGUAGCAGACUAAGGGGUUAAGGUAGCAGACUAAGGGGUUAAGGUAGCAGACUAAGGGGUUAAGGUAGCAGACUAGGGUUAAUAGGGUUAAGCAGACUAGGGGUUAAGGUAGCAGACUAGGGGUUAAGGUAGCAGACUAUGGGUUAAGGUAGCAGACUAGGGGUUAAGGUAGCAGACUAGGGGUUAAGGUAGCAGACUAGGGGUUAAGUAGCAACUAGGGGUAAGGUAGCAGACUAGGGGUUAAGGUAGCAGACUAAGGGGUUAAGGUAGCAGACUAGGGGUUAAGGUAGCAGACUAGGGGUUAAGGUAGCAGACUAGGGGUUAAGGUAGCAGACUAGGGGUUAAGGUAGCAGACUAAGGGGUUAAGGUAGCAGACUAAGGGGUUAAGGUAGCAAGACAAGGGGUAAGGUAGCAGACUAGGGGUUAAGGUAGCAGACUAGGGGUUUAAGGUAGCAGACUAAGGGGUUAAGGUCGCAGACUAGGGUAAGGUAGCAGACUUGGGUUAAGGUAGCAAGGACUAGGGGGUUAAGGUAGCAGACUAGGGGUAGGUACAGACUAGGGGUUAAGGUAGCAGACUAGGGGUUAAGGUAGCAGACUAGGGGUUAAGGUAGCAGCUAAGGGGUUAGGUAGCAGACUAAGGGGUUAAGGUAGCAGACUAGGGUUAAGGUAGCAGACUAAGGGGUUAAGGUAGCGACUAGGGGUUAAGGUAGCAGACUAUGGGUUAAGGUAGCAGACUAGGGUUAAGGUAGCAGACUAAGGGGUUAAGGUAGCAGACUAAGGGGUUAAGGUAGCAGACUAGGGGUUAAGGUAGCAGACUAUGGGUUAGUAGCAGACUAGGGGUUAAGGUAGCAGACUAGGGGUUAAGGUAGCAGACUAAGGGGUUAAGGUAGCAGACUAGGGGUUAAGGUAGCAGACUAGGGGUUAAGGUAGCAGACUAGGGGUUAAGGUAGCAGACUAGGGGUUAAGGUAGCAGACUAAGGGUUAGGUAGGGACAGACUAGGGUUAAGGUAGCAGACUAGGGGUUAUAAGAUAGGUUAGAGCGACUAGGGGUUAGGUAGCAGACUAGGGGUUAAGGUAGCAGACUAAGGGGUUAAGGUAGCAGACUAGGGGUUAAGGUAGCAGACUAAGGGUUAAGGUCCUUUAAAGAGGUUUGUCACAAAGAAAUCAAACAUACCAGUAUUUGAUAAUACUAGUGAAUAAACAUUUUAGCUUUUUGACAUUUUACAAGAGUUUAAUUAAUAGCUAGAGUUCCCACAGGGAAUUUGUUCUGGCGGUUGGUACUGAGAAGUGAUGUUCUGGCGGUUGGUACUGAGAAGUGAUGUUCUUGUGUGAUUCUUCUGGUCCAGUUAUGAAGAUGGCCAGGUGGGAGAUACGAGCAUCAACACACAAGACGCUGGCAUCCAUCGAGAGAUCCUACGAGUCAUCGGCAACCAGACCGCCACGGGA